CAAUUGAAAAGAGAAAGUGAGGAAAUGGGUUGAGAAGAUAAGCUUCUCUAAUGUGGGGCCUUGUCACCAACCACAACCAGUCGCCCAAAAAAUCAAACUCCAUUGACCGCAGGCACUGCGGAAGCUCAGUAAAAAUAUCAACGUCAGUCCUCUCAAGCACUAACCAAACGUGGCCUCUAUUCAUUUCCCAUUACUCAUCAUGCUUUCGCUGUCGCCUUAUGUUUUUAGUCCUUCCUCUCUGAGGGUCUCUGCGCUUCAGCAUUUCUAUAAAUUAUGGUGUCUGUAGUGAAAACCUGGUACCUCGGCUUCCAUGGCGGAUACUCCUGAUUCUGAGCAAAUGGUCUACCUUAACGGUGACCUAGACCUGAAGAUUCUCGAGGCUCGCCAUCUACCCAACAUGGAUUUGCUCGCCUUGAAUCUCAGCCGUUGCUUCGCUUCUUGUGAAGCUCGUAAACGUCCAUCGUCCCCCGACAGACAAAGGCCCGGCGACCGGAAGGACCGUCACACCAACAUCAUCACCAGUGACCCCUACGUCAAAGUAUGCGUCCCCCAGGCCACUCUCGCUCGAACACGCGUCAUCUCCAACACCCAAAACCCCUACUGGAACGAACGCUUCAGCAUCCCACUCGCCCACCCACUCGCCAAUUUGAAGUUUGAGGUGAAGGAAAACGACCUCCUGGGCGCCGAGCUCAUGGGAACUGUUCUCAUUCCGGCAGAGAAGUUCGCAUCCGGCGACCCCAUCUCCGGAUGGUUCCCAGUGAUUGGCCCAUUAGGAAAGCCACCAAAGCCCAACACAGCACUUCGGAUCGAGAUGCAAUUCACACCUUGCGAAAAAAACCCUCAUUAUCAACGCGGCAUUGCCGGCCAUCCGGAGCACAUGGGUGUCCACCAAACUUACUUUCCAUUGAGGAGAGGUGGGUCAGUGGCUCUGUACCAAGACGCUCAUUCUCCUGGAGAAGCACUGUCACCGGAGAUUGAACUGGAUGGAGGUAUAGUGUACAAACGCGGGCAGUGUUGGGAAGAUAUAUGCCACGCCAUAGUAGAGGCCCAUCAUAUGAUAUAUCUAGUUGGUUGGUCGAUUUUUCACAAAGUGAAGCUGAUCAGAGAGCACACACGGCCGUUGCCCAGAGGCGGUGAACUGAGUCUGGGUGAAUUGCUCAAGUAUAAGUCAGAAGAAGGGGUUCGAGUUCUGAUGUUGGUUUGGGAUGACAGGUUCUCUGAUAAGCUCCAUAUCUUUAAGGUAAGACUUGUUAAGAUUUAA
This is a messenger RNA of Vitis vinifera (wine grape), 1261 nucleotides long. RefSeq names its product phospholipase D delta. The record is from RefSeq and is a predicted model, not a curated record. The transcript has a single exon. Lineage: Eukaryota; Viridiplantae; Streptophyta; Magnoliopsida; Vitales; Vitaceae. Gene Ontology annotation, molecular function: D-type glycerophospholipase activity. Gene Ontology annotation, biological process: phospholipid catabolic process. The coding region runs from base 311 to 1261 and encodes 316 amino acids. Gene Ontology annotation, cellular component: plasma membrane.